UGGCAAGAACGGGGACGAUCAACAUUCAACACUGGCCCACAAUCAAUAACCCCUAUCGAUAAACGAAUUCGUGAUAGGAACCUACAUGCAUCAUCAAUGAGGGAGGGUGUGCAGUUCAUCAAUCCAUAUGGUUAGCUCUCCUGCCCCAACCAAACUCCUUUAAUACACAAGUACUUGCUUACACUGCCAGCUCUAUAUUUUGUUUUACGGAGAGAUCGAAGUACCAAAUCCCAUUUGCAUCCUGAACAGAAUCCUUUCAAAUUCACAGGGGUUGCUUCCUCUUCUUCUUCUUCUUCUGUCUUUUCGUGAACUGGGUCGCUCUCAUUUGAUCUUUAAAAUGAAGGUGACUGUAGUUUCUCGCAGUGGUAGAGAGGUCACUAAAGGGGGCCUUGAGCUCAGUGAUUCGGCUACAGUAGCUGAUCUGCAAGAGGCUAUUCAUAAGCGAACCAAAAAAUUCUACCCUUCUAGACAGCGGCUGACCCUACCUCUUCCACCGGGAUCAAAGGAAAGGCCUGUUGUCCUUAGCUACAAGAAGAACCUCAAAGAAUACUGUGAUGGGAAUUUGAAUAGCUUAACUGUUGUUUUCAAGGACCUGGGUCCGCAAGUUUCCUAUCGCACACUCUUUUUCUGUGAAUACUUGGGUCCUUUGGUGCUCUAUCCUUUUUUUUACUACUUCCCAGUCUACCAGUUUUUGGGCUACAAGGGAGAGCACAUCAUGCACCCAGUUCAGACAUAUGCAUUGUACUACUGGUGCUUCCACUAUUUCAAACGCAUCAUGGAAACAUUUUUUGUGCACCGAUUUAGCCAUGCAACCUCGCCACUCUCCAAUGUGUUUCGAAAUUGUGCUUAUUAUUGGACCUUUGGUUCCUUUAUCGCUUACUAUGUGAACCAUCCCCUUUACACCCCUGUUAGUGAUCUUCAAAUGAAGAUCGGAUUUGGAUUUGGUUUGGUUUGUCAACUUGCAAACUUGUAUUGCCAUAUGUUGCUGAGGAAUCUUCGCCGUCCAGGUGGGAAUGGUGGCUAUCAAAUUCCAACCGGGUUUCUCUUCAAUAUUGUGACAUGUGCAAAUUACACAACAGAGAUUUAUCAGUGGUUAGGUUUCAACAUUGCAACCCAGACUGUUUCAGGGUACUUUUUUCUUGUGGUUGCUACUUCCAUCAUGACCAACUGGGCCCUUGCAAAGCAUCGGAGAUUGAAGAAGCUAUUUGAUGGAAAGGACGGAAGACCCAGAUAUCCACGCCGAUGGGUUAUACUGCCCCCAUUCCUGUAGAAUAACUGGUAUCUCUGCCACUAGUCAGCUUCUUUGGUACAUCAUCUGAUUCGGUGUCAGGAAUCUCAUAUUUCUGGGGACUGUGCCCCUGUCCAAUAGAAAAUGGAGCACACGUUCUCAUUGAAUUCUCGUAGAUCUUUAAGUCUUUUAUUGUAGACAACAUAAAUUAACGGAGACACUUGGCGAUGGGGAUACUUCACUCCAUAAUCCUUUAUUUCUCUUCCUGUCUUGAAUUAUCUGGAAUAGAUUUACUUAAUCGUGUUGGUUUGUUUCACUCAUUGAAAUGGUGGCAUGGUUAUGAGUUUUGU
Populus euphratica (Euphrates poplar) is the source of this 1578-nucleotide messenger RNA. RefSeq names its product very-long-chain enoyl-CoA reductase-like. Lineage: Eukaryota; Viridiplantae; Streptophyta; Magnoliopsida; Malpighiales; Salicaceae. Bases 338 to 1270 code for a protein of 310 amino acids. The record is from RefSeq and is a predicted model, not a curated record. The transcript is spliced from 4 exons. Gene Ontology annotation, biological process: very long-chain fatty acid biosynthetic process. Gene Ontology annotation, molecular function: oxidoreductase activity, acting on the CH-CH group of donors.